Messenger RNA from Salmo salar (Atlantic salmon), 5853 nucleotides. Its product is annotated as mitochondrial inner membrane m-AAA protease component AFG3L1. The record is from RefSeq and is a predicted model, not a curated record. NCBI's taxonomy places the organism in Eukaryota, Metazoa, Chordata, Actinopteri, Salmoniformes, Salmonidae. Gene Ontology annotation, molecular function: zinc ion binding; ATP hydrolysis activity; metalloendopeptidase activity. Gene Ontology annotation, biological process: mitochondrial protein processing. Gene Ontology annotation, cellular component: membrane; m-AAA complex.
UGUCCUUAUUGUACAAUUCACAAAACGAAUGAUUGACAGCAGUGAUACAUACAUAGAUACAUAUUUGUGAAUGUUAUUUUUUGUUUAAAUUAUUUUACAUCAGGCUUAUAUAAGGUUGUUGACUUGGUUUAUCUCACUCGGCGUAAUCGUAGGUCGUUUUAAACUGUUGAGGCUCGGGAGUUGAUCCACCGCAACAGCGGGGAUACCCUGCCUGCUCCAGCCGAAGUAUGGUUCACAUGAUGGGGCUGCUUUCAGUGAGUGUUGUGCCCCUGCGGAACGGGGUGCAGGCUUGGGGCAGAGGCUGCGCCACCAUCCAUACAGCUUUUCGCUACAGUAACUUUAGCUCAUUAUCGAAGUGUUCCGCAUUAAAACGAAUCAAUCCCAUGGGAUUAAAUCAAUGCACUUUCACAUUGGCUCGAUUGCUCAGUUCCAAACCCCCACGAGGAUUUGAGAAGUUCUUCCCAAAGAGUGAGGACACUCCUGGAGUGAACAAAUCAUCUGAAGACAACGGUGAUGAGAAGACCAAAGAGACAGAAUCUCAGGGCGGAGGAGAAGAGGGACCAAAUGAAAGUGGCGAGAGAGAGAGGAGGAGAGGCGGAAGGAAGGAUGAAUCAGACUGGUGGACUCGCUUCCAGAAUGAUUUCCCCUGGGAUGAGACGACCAUGCGCAAUGUCGCGAUCGGAUUCGCCGGCAUGGCCUCCGCGUUCCUGUAUUUCUACUUCCGAGAGACUGGGAAGGAAGUCUCCUGGAAGGACUUUGUAAAUAACUACCUGGCUAGAGGACUGGUGGACCGUCUGGAGGUAGUCAACAAACAGUAUGUCAGAGUCAUCCCAGUGCAUGGAGUCAAUACGUCAGAGGUGAGCUACCUGUGGUUCAACAUCGGCAGCGUGGAGACGUUUGAACGCAAUCUGGUGCUGGCCCAGCAGGAGAUGGGCCUGGACUCUACACACAGAGUACCUGUGAUCUACGGAAGCGAGAGCGACGGUACUUUCCUGAUGAGCAUUCUUCCAACCAUGUUGCUGGUUGGCUUCCUGCUCUUCACCAUGCGCCAGGGACCAAUGGCAGGAGGCCGUGGCGGAGGGCGGGGCAACCCCUUCAGCAUGGGCGAAUCCAAGGCCAAAAUCAUGAAGGACACCAUUGACGUGAGAUUUAAGGAUGUGGCUGGCUGCGAAGAGGCCAAGCUGGAGAUCCUAGAGUUUGUCAACUUCCUGAAGAACCCCCGGCAGUACCAGGACCUGGGGGCCAAGAUCCCCAAGGGUGCAGUGUUGUCGGGUCCCCCCGGCACAGGGAAGACCCUGCUAGCCAAGGCCACAGCCGGAGAGGCCAAUGUCCCCUUCAUCACCGUCAACGGAUCUGAGUUCCAGGAGAUGUUUGUUGGCGUGGGCCCAGCCAGGGUGAGGGAUAUGUUUGCCAUGGCCCGUAAGAACGCUCCCUGCAUCCUGUUCAUCGAUGAGAUAGAUGCUGUGGGCAGGAAGAGAGGCAGAGGGAACUUUGGGGGACAGAGUGAGCAGGAGAACACACUCAACCAGCUGCUAGUGGAGAUGGAUGGGUUCAACACCAGCACUAACGUGGUCGUCUUGGCUGGAACCAACCGACCAGACAUCCUGGACCCAGCACUGAUGAGACCUGGGCGCUUCGACAGACAGAUUUACAUAGGUCCACCAGACAUAAAAGGCAGAGCGUCCAUCUUUAAUGUCCAUCUGAGGCCUCUGAAGCUGGACUCCAGUAUAGACUCUGAAGCUUUGACCAGGAAACUAGCUGCCCUCACACCUGGCUUUACUGGAGCUGAUAUUGCCAACAUGUGUAAUGAGGCGGCCCUGAUAGCAGCACGCUACCUUAACGAGUCUAUCAACGUCAAGCACUUUGAGCAGGCCAUCGAGAGGGUCAUCGGAGGUCUGGAGAAGAAGACCCAGGUACUACAGCCAUUAGAGAAGACCACUGUAGCAUACCACGAGGCUGGCCAUGCUGUGGUGGGCUGGUACCUGGAACACGCUGACCCUCUGCUCAAGGUGUCAAUCAUCCCCCGGGGGAAGGGUUUGGGGUAUGCUCAGUACCUUCCUACGGAGCAGUACCUGUUCACGCGGGAGCAGCUGUUUGACAGGAUGUGUAUGAUGCUGGGAGGACGUGUGGCAGAGCAGGUCUUUUUUGGGAAGAUCACCACAGGGGCACAGGAUGACCUCAGGAAGGUCACGCAGUCUGCCUACGCACAGGUGGUUCAGUUUGGGAUGAGUGAGGUGGUGGGCCAGGUGUCUUUUGAGCUCCCCAGGCAGGGAGAGAUGGUGAUGGAGAAGCCUUACAGCGAGCCCAUGGCCCAGCUCAUAGACCAGGAGGUCCGCUCACUCAUAGACGCUGCCUUCCAACGCACACACCAGCUCAUCACUGAGAAGAGAGACGUGGUAGAGAAGGUGGGGAGGCGUCUCCUGGAGAAGGAGGUCCUGGACAAGGCUGACAUGCUGGAGCUGCUGGGUCCUCGCCCCUAUGAGGAGAAGUCUACGUAUGAGGAGUUUGUGGAGGGGACGGGGCCCAUGAAGGAGGACACCUCCCUUCCAGAGGGCCUCAAGAACUGGAAUAAGGACCGGGGGACGGAAGAGCCUCCCCAGGAGCAGCAACGCAAACAGGUUCUUUACAUGUAGACUGACACCACGUCUGACCUUUGCCCCCACCCAACCAGGCCACUGGAGGGACAUGUUGAGACUUCAUUUGGGGAGGGGAGGGGAGGGCACUUGACAUGACCCAGACAGACUGAUAUCAGGGGAGGGUGUCAGGUUUAAGAAGGCAUCCCUGCACCGUGUCCCUGAUGGCUACAGGUUGAGGGGUGCAGCAGGGGAUCUGCUCCAACGGCCUAGAUUGUGCAAAUUCUCAGACUUUUUUUAAAAUUCAUUUGGGAAUGCGAAAAGGUGUUCCUGUAUUUUGGUUUUGCAGGGCAUGAGAUUCAUCAAUCUGUGAAGGAUAUCCACUCCACCAUGCCGUUCCUUUCCUUCCCUGGAGAUUCCCUGCUGUACUAUGUUCCUCCUUUAUCCUGACCAUAGUGCAUUCCAGGGCCGGUGUGGUCAUUCUAAGGCCCUAGAGACCAUGAUCCAUGGUCGUCAAAUCUUUGUCAUAGGGAAAAUAUAUUGUUUUAAUAGUUGUUGUGUAGUAUUCAUUAUUUGACCUUUUUCAUUGUGUGUUGGAUGAGUUUGUCUGACAUGGAACAUUUUUAUGAAUAUAUGAUCAUGUACAUCAGGGAUGGGCGACUGUCGGCGGCCAUUUUGAAGGCCCUUGGAUCAAUUCCCCCCCAACUUACUGUUGCGAGUUAAAAUACACAAGGUGCAAUUUCUACAUUUGGUUGCACAUCAGUUUUUCUGUUAUGUUAGUCAAUUAGCAACUUUAUUUAGAUUGCGGAGUUAGUUUAGCGGCCAGCUAUCUAAACUUGUUAUCAUGGUGGAAUUACCGGCCGGGAGGCCCCCACGGUUUUGUUAGUCAGUCUCACUCCGAUAUCAUAUUAAAAACUGCAACGUUUCUCUGCCCUAUGGCAAACUGUGUAGAAUUGCAGGAAAUUAGCUGUAAAACUGCAACCUUUUCUCUCUACCCAAUGGCAAAAUGUGGAGAAUUGCACGAAACUCGAAUAAAAGUUGAAAAAUGUCACUCCACUGUCGAGGGGGGGGGCCACUAAAAUGUUUUGCUUUUAGGGGGCGGGGGGGGAUGAUGUAGGUAUGCAGAUCUGUGAGCAACUGCGGCCCCUCAUGAUGAGUUCAGUUUUUUUGUGGCCCCCACCCCCAUCAAUACUACCCAUCCCUGAUGUACAUCUCAUUUGAAGUGAGAUGUUUUCUUUUAGAUUUCAUAUUGGAACAUGAAGGGCUAAGUGAGUGUGUGUUGCACCAUUGUAAUAAUUUGGUUGGUGCUUAUUUGUCCUCUUUCACACAUGUACAAGUAUGUAUUAAUACCGUGUGUGAAUUAGACAGCCAGGGUCUGCUAUUAUCAACGGUGACCCUGGAGGUAAGUGCCUUGCUCAAGGACACAUUGACAGAUUUUAUUUUCACCUUGUCGGCUCGGGAUUCUAACUAGCGACCUUUAAGUUACUGUCCCAACGCUCUAUCCGCUAGGCUACCUGCCGCCCUGCGUGCGUGCUGCGUUUAAUCUUCAACAUUUUUGCUACCUUCUGACCUUAUUGAAUUUCAGCGACGUGUUCAUGUUCCCAUGUCUCUCUUCAGUCAUUGACACUUGUUAACUAAACAGCUAUGUGACUGCAGAGGGUUUUCAGAAAGCUCAGCAGAAAUCCAGUCCAUGCAGACCAGACUAACACUGGGACAGUAUGACAUUUACAUUGAACCUCAAUCAGAAAGAGGAUAAAAUACAAACUGUUAGUAGGCCUAAUUGAAGAAAAACACGUCUUCUGAAUGUCACUUUUCAGUCUUUUGUGGAAAAACAGACACUCUACCUGCCCACUUUCCCCCACAGGAAAACAGCUUCUGACAAGCUUUAUUUCUGAGUACAACUAGUGUACACUACCUCACCUCUUAUGCUCCAGUGUUGCUAUAACUCAAGUCAACUGACAACAGAUGAACUUCCCACGUCUUUUGUGAAGUAUUGAGAUAGAUAGAUAUAUAUAUAAAAUUAUAAACUUGGAUUAGCUAACACGACAUGCCAUUGGAACACAAGAUUGAUGGUUGCUGAUAAUGGGCCUCUGUACGCCUAUGUAGAUAUUCCAUUAAAAAUCUGUCGUUUCCAGCUACAAUAGUCAUUUACAACAAUGUCUACACUGUAUUUCUGAUCAAUUUGAUGUUAACAAGGACAUUUCUAAGUGACCCCAAACUUUGUGUAUUGAACAAAAAUAUAAACGCAACAAUUAACGAUUUUCAUGAGUUACAGUUUAUAUAAGGAAAUCAGUCAAUUGAGGGGGAAAAUAAAUCAUUAGGCCCUAAUCUAUGGGUUUCACAUGACUGGGCAGGGGCGCAGCCAUGGGUGGGCCUGGGUGGGCAUAGCUAAUCAGAAUGAGUUUUUCCUCACAAAAGGGAUUUAUUACAGACAGAAAAAGUCCUCAGUUUCAAAACUAUGGAAUCAUGUAGUAACCAAAACAAAAUGUAUUUUGAUUUAUUUAACCUUUUUUUUUUUGGUUACUACAUGAUUCCAUAUGUGUUAUUUCAUAGUUUUGAUAUAUUCACUAUUAUUCUACAAUGUAGAAAAUAGUAAAAAAAUCAAAUAAAAAAAACUCUUCAAUGAGUGUACGAACUUUUGACUGGUACUAUAUAUCUCCAUAGCAACGCCAGCCGAGCCAUGCUUACUCCCACGCCCCUGGAGAAACCCUGUAGAGGGGUUUUGGUUUCCACUUCUUAGAAUAGAGGGUAUUGGGGUUUUGGGAGAAGUAAUGAGAUGAUGUCGUACCGAUCUGCAUUGCACUUUCUGAAGGUUGUUUUUUUUCUCCUUUUACUGCUGAAAAUAAAGGUGUCACUACCUCACUCAGUAUUUCUGACAGUUUUUGGAACUCUGCAAUUACCCACAUUGAUUUAUACAGAAAAUGAGUGUUGUUACACUCCAGACCAUAUGUAUGAAAAAAUAUAUUUCUACUUCUAUACCUAGUUGUGUGGGUUACCGUAAACAAAAAAUACAAUGUUUUUAGAGUACAUUCCAGAUGUCUUGGUGUAGCCUAAACUGCGUUUAAAUUCCAAUCCUGCUUUUCUGCCUGAUUGACUGACUGCUGGUUCUUGUGGCUCAGCUUAUCUAGUGAUCUUGCUUAAAGCACUAUAAGGAAUGUGUAUAUGACUGUUUCAAUGCAAAAAAACACAAAUACAUCCAGAAAUGUUUAGUUUGCUAUGUGAUAUAUUAUCAACAUCUGACAUUCACCAAUAAAAUCAAGAAUUUAUGUCCCAUUGUGAA